AUGGAUCCGAGACCGCCUCAGCACCCCUUCACGCGGAAUACCGCGUCGCCGUACGGCCGCACGCCCUUCCCCCCCUCCUGCAAACCAGGCGCCGUUCCCUCCUCCUCCUCCUCCUCCUCCUCCUCCCUCCGCGCAUCCACCUCCCGCGGCGCCUUCAGGAAUUACGGCCAGGAUGCGUCUCCGAUGGCAGGGCAGCCCCAGACACCGUCACAGGCACAGGCACAGGCACAUUCGCAGGCUCAAGGACAUCAGAGACACCAGAGUACUCCCUCUAUCGGCCAUGGGCCUCCCGUGAAUCGAAGUAAUAUGCCGCCGCCCUCGUCGCCCCAGCAGCAAGCUCCUCAGCCUCCUUCACACCACAGUUACGGGCCGCCGCGAGCAGCUGGGCCUCCUGCCCCCCCAGGGAUGGGCGGAGGAGGCCCGCCCCCUUCAGCAUACGGUACGCGCGAGCUUCCCUCGCUACCUCCGCUCAAUCCGAUAAACCGCCCGCCAAGCACCGGAGGCAGCAGCAGCAGUAUGUCGAUUAGGUCAAUGCUGGGGGGAUCUCAGCCUGCGCGAGAAGCACCUCCGUCUCAUUACACUUCGCCCGUUGCCACUGCUGCUGCUCCCACCAAGCCAGGAUUUCACGGCUUUACUUCGCCUCGAGUUAGCACAGCUGGGCCGGAUUAUGCUCCGUUCCGUAGACCCCAGACCCCUGAACAUCCGCGACUAUACGAGCCUCGGGAUCAUCGAGCAAACUCUGCGGGUUCGCCAACAAAUAUGAACCAUCAAUAUUCGACGCCCGACGGCAGGAAAUAUAGCACGCCGCACCAGGGAUAUGGUCCGAGGCUACCCGAGAGGGUGCCGCCGGUGGAGGAUAGGAGAGAGGUGGCCCGUGUGCCAAAUCCGAGUGUUCCCCCCCCACGACCAAGCAGCCAGCCAGCCGUAUACACCACCCAUGGGCCGCCACCGCGCGUGCCCGACAAUCCUCGACCGAUACAUACCGACGGACCGUUCGGGAGGAGAGUGGAGAGUGGGCCUCGGAUACCGGAGCCGCAUGGCAGAGAGCCUCCCUACGGUCGGCCCCCGUUCGAAGAGAGGCAUCCUGCGUAUGGCUAUGCGGAGAGGGAGAGACAGGACCGAGAGGCUGCGAUACAGCGAGAAAGGGAACGGGUCGAGAGGGAUCGAAUGGUGGAACGAGAACGGAUGGAGAGGGAGAGAGAAAGGGAGAGGGAGAGGGAUCGAGAACGCGACAUGGCGAUACAAAGAGAAAGGGAACAGCGCGACAGAGCCGAGCAUGAGAACAUGCAGAGAGAGUACGCCCAUCAAGUUGCGCAGCGGAGUGCGCAGCAAGCCGCAUACAGCCGUCCCUCCGAGUCGACGAGAGAGCAACAUGGCUGGAAUCGGCCAAAAUAUGAGCAACCACCAGCCAGGCAGGAGUACGAUCCUGCCGGACCCCCUGAAAGACCACGAUACGAGUACCCGGGGACUACGGCCCCCCAAUAUUCAGGACCUCCCGCAUACGCCCCAACGGAGCAGCGAUAUGGCCCGGCCCCACCGCCCAGUUCAUCAUUGCAACAGAAUCCCCCGCCGACCUCGCAGUACGAAGCUUCUCAGCAGCAGCAGCAGCAGCAGCAGCAGCAGCAACAACAACAACAACAAGCCCAGCAGCAGCAGCAGCAGCAGCAGCAGCAGCAGCACCUCCAACAAUAUGGGGGACCUCCACCGACUCCCCAAUACCAACCCCACGAGUCGCCCCAGCGAAGGCCAGCCGAAGACUCUCAGCAACUGCAACAACAGCGAAACUUCCUCAGCGUGCAAGAGCUGCAUCGGAGAGGUCGCGCGUCGCCACUCCCACAGGCCGUCCAGGGUGUCCAGGGCCAGCUCAAUGGUCCGGGCAGUGAGCCCAACAUCAAGAACGAAUUCGGGAAGAUGUUCUCAGGCAUUGGAAGCGGAGUGGGCGUCCCCAGCCCGGUCCCGGCAGGUCCCCAAGGCAUAAUGCCAUUCUCAAACCCUGGAGCGCAGCUUCGUCGGGAGGAGUUGGAGGCCCUGCAAGACUCUCCGGUUGACAAUAGUGGACCCAAGCUUGCGCGGUCCUCAUCUCGAGGUGGGCGCCGGCGCAAGCUGAACGAUAUCCUGAAGGAGCAAGACGGUAAGGGCGACGAUGAGAGUAGUACGGGGAGAGCCACCCCAAGUGGUAAUGGGCGAGGAAAACGAGCCAAGACUUCCCAUACCGGGCAUCACCAUCACCAUCACCACCACCACCAUCAUCAUCGCACAGACGCACUCGAGAGAGGGUCUCCGCCGUCACAGUCCAGUGUGACUCCUUUCAAGGUUGCCAGAGGUCAGGCAAUUCCUUCGCCACCUACGCUCGAUGCCAAAGCAACUACCACCCACCAUCACCACGUCCCAAGAUCAGGACAGCACCACCACCACCACCACGUCUCCGCCAAAUCACAAUCCAUCAUCCCCGUCCCGAAGACGACGAUUCGGAACCAGGCUGUUCUCGACUCGGUUGCGCACCUCCCGCGCAAAAACCUAGGUCACGGGUACUACGCGUCUACCCUGACGCCGGGAACUGGCCCCGGAAGACGGGAUCACUCUUCGACAAGAGGCUUCGCCAGCACCCCCCAAGCGAUUCCCAGGUUCGAACGCCAUCUAAACAGUAUAUACACCGUCAAAGUCCCGCGUAUUCAUCUCGACCACAUUAGCCGAGAAGAGAUUACACGGAGGAAAGCAGUCUGGGGCACGGAUAUCUAUACGGAUGAUUCUGAUAUUAUAGCAGCGUGUAUUCAUCAGGGCUGGUUCCGUGGUGCGUGGUCGGAGGAUGUAGAUACAAAGUAUCUUGGCUUGGAGAUUGAUGACCCCAAUCCGACAGGCGAGGUCCGAAAAAUAAUCGAUAUCGACAGGCCGCUCACUAAGCCGCCUGCGACGGGGCCGAUGGAGGUCCCCAAGAACCGCGAUUGUCACGUCACUAUUGUCAUCCUGCCGGCUCUCGAGAAUUACGGAAGCAUUACCCGGUUUGGCAUCAAGAGCCGUGAAUGGGGUUUUAUGCGAGAGGGACACAGAAGUGUUCACGAUGGAUUGAGCUAUAUGAUUCUCAGUAUGAAAUGGGUGAAGAGUACCGAUGGGCAAGGGGCAAAGAGAGGAUUUGGAAGGAACAAAAUAUUUGCGGAGCAACUCAAUGCUCAAGAACUCGAGGACGAAGAGGCAGAUGAUGUAUUCCUGCAGCGAGGCCUUGGGUCCACGAAGAGAAGUGGGGAUUUUGAAGAGAGUUAUUUGAGAGGUGGCGGCUUCAAAGGUAUCGGGACCAAGAGUUGGUGGAAGGGGCCUAUAGGGGAAGUGAAAGAGAAGUCUGUUGAGGCGGAUGCGUCGCUUCCGGCUGGAGUUUCUGAGCAGCCUACCGAGGUUCCGGCACGGUCUCGAGCCGGCACUCGUGUUGCAGACCAGCAGACGACAAUCGAGCGGAUCGCGGAGCGGAUGGUCAUCAACGCUAAUACGGCUAGCAGAGCUACCUCUGAAACCGCAGCCGAAUCUGACGCUGCCGCCGCCACCGCCGCCACCACCGCCGCAGCUCUCGAACCGAACAGCAAAAGCGAGAAGGAGAGUACGGCUGCGGCUAUACUGGCGUUUGGAUUGGAUGGCAAGGGAGGGAGUGGGAGAAGUAUACCCAUUUGA
This is a messenger RNA of Drepanopeziza brunnea f. sp. 'multigermtubi' MB_m1, 3657 nucleotides long. NCBI's taxonomy places the organism in Eukaryota, Fungi, Ascomycota, Leotiomycetes, Helotiales, Drepanopezizaceae. The record is from RefSeq and is a predicted model, not a curated record.